UUCUGAGUUUAAAGACGGGCGUCUCUUUAUUUCAGACUGUCUGUCUUCUGCAGCAGAAGCGGCGUUGGUAUAAAGAUGUCCAGCGGCUGGGGUGCAAAAGAUCACAAGAACUACUCCAACCCUCCGAGCUCUGGGGUCAAGCGACCAAGAAGCGACUUGGGGAACAAAGUCACAGUCGUUCUUGGAGCGCAGUGGGGAGAUGAAGGGAAGGGGAAAGUGGUCGAUCUGCUUGCAACAGAAUCUGAUUUAAUUUGCAGGUGCCAGGGUGGAAACAAUGCCGGUCACACAGUGGUGGUGGAGGGAAAGGAGUAUGAUUUCCAUCUCUUACCCAGCGGGAUCAUCAACCACAAAGCCAUUUCCUUGAUUGGAAACGGUGUUGUCAUACAUCUGCCUGGCUUGUUUGAAGAAGGUGAUAAAAAUGAGAAGAAAGGAUUAAAAGACUGGCAAAAAAGAUUGAUCAUUUCAGAUCGAGCUCAUAUUGUGUUUGAUUUUCACCAGAAAGUGGAUGGGCUUCAGGAAGUCGAGAGAGAAGAACAAGAUGGGAAAAACAUUGGAACUACCAAGAAGGGAAUCGGGCCGACAUACUCUAGUAAAGCAGCGAGAACUGGCCUCCGGGUGUGUGACUUGCUUGCUGACUUUAAGGAUUUCUCUUCAAGAUUUAAGCAGUUGGCCCAGCAAUACCAGUCUAUGUUUCCCAGUCUGGAGAUAGACAUUGAUGGUCAACUGAAAAAACUAAAGGACUAUGCUGAGAGAAUACGCCCCAUGGUGAGGGAUGGUGUCUAUUUCAUGUAUGAAGCUAUUCAUGGACCUCCAAAGAAAAUCCUAGUAGAAGGUGCCAAUGCGGCCUUGCUUGACAUUGACUUUGGCACAUACCCAUUCGUCACCUCAUCGAACUGCACCGUGGGAGGGGUGUGCACUGGCCUGGGGAUCCCCCCACUCAACAUUGGGGAGGUCUACGGGGUGGUGAAAGCCUACACCACACGAGUGGGCAUUGGAGCUUUCCCCACAGAGCAGAAUAAUGACGUUGGAGAACUGCUCCAGACCAGAGGCCAUGAAGUAGGCGUGACCACGGGUAGGAAGAGGCGCUGUGGUUGGCUGGAUCUCGUCAUCCUGAGAUAUGCAAACAUGAUUAAUGGCUUCACUGCUUUAGCUUUAACUAAACUGGAUAUCCUGGAUGUUAUGGAUGAGAUUAAAGUGGGAACCGCCUACAAGUUAAAUGGGAAGAGAAUUCCAUAUUUUCCAGCUAACCAAGAGGUCCUGCAGCGAAUAGAGGUGGAUUACGAGACCCUGCCGGGCUGGAAGACAGACACCACUGCUGCCAGGAAGUGGGAUGACCUGCCGCCCAAGGCAAAGAACUACAUCCGAUUUGUGGAGAACCAUAUCGGUGUUCCUAUUAAAUGGGUUGGUGUUGGAAAGGCCCGAGAGUCAAUGAUCCAGAUGUUCUGAAUACCCGUCUGCCUCCACUCGAUCAAGACCACGAGGCUCCCUGACAGCCUGCUCAACACACUGUAGUUCCAAGUGAUGUUCAUGGUGAUGCAUAAAUAGUGGAAAUCAACUGAAUCUUUACUAGGCAAUAUGAGUGGUGACACUUUAAAAAGAGACAAAGGUGUGGUCUGAGGUUUUAAACUAAAAGCCAUACCCUUUAUUGGCAUCUGUACUGUUUUCACUGCAAUUGAAUUUCUUACACGUUUUUUUAAUGUAUCUAAUUUGAAACGUCUCUGAAAGGACAACACUACUGAGUGUCCCUCUCUUCCAUUUUGGUCCGCACUUAUUGACUGAAGUCCUCCUUGCUUUCUUUGGUGGACUGAGACUGAGUUCCUUUCCCAUUAGUGCUUUGCUGAAACUGUGGUUGAAAUACGCUAGUAGAUGUUUUGAUCAACAUAGAGGGAGAGAGAUGUUCUUCAGAGCAGUGAAAUAAACAAUGGUACAAGCUUAAGGAAAUAGGUAUGAAAGGGAGGAGAAUGGAUUUGAAACUCUUGGUUACUAGCCCUGCCCUGAGGAUUCUCUCCAAGUAUGUCACCAGUAUGCCCCUCACUUGAAUUUAUUGUGGCUCAUCAGCAUGGUUUGUAUUGUUUCUUUGAACCCAGUCUAUCCAACACUUGUACAAUUUAAAGCUUAUCUGCAAGACAGUUGUAUUUUUUAUUAUAAUUGCAUUAUAUUUUUUUCUGUAAACCAUAGGGACAUAUUGGACAAAUGAUUAAAAAGCUUGCUGAAAA
This is a messenger RNA of Polyodon spathula (Mississippi paddlefish), 2216 nucleotides long. RefSeq names its product adenylosuccinate synthetase isozyme 1 B. Lineage: Eukaryota; Metazoa; Chordata; Actinopteri; Acipenseriformes; Polyodontidae. Gene Ontology annotation, biological process: IMP metabolic process; 'de novo' AMP biosynthetic process. Gene Ontology annotation, cellular component: cytoplasm. Gene Ontology annotation, molecular function: adenylosuccinate synthase activity; GTP binding. The record is from RefSeq and is a predicted model, not a curated record. The coding region runs from base 76 to 1446 and encodes 456 amino acids. The transcript has 13 exons.